This is a messenger RNA of Tetrahymena thermophila SB210, 1029 nucleotides long. Its product is annotated as Arp2/3 complex 34 kDa subunit. Gene Ontology annotation, biological process: Arp2/3 complex-mediated actin nucleation; actin filament polymerization. The transcript is spliced from 8 exons. Lineage: Eukaryota; Ciliophora; Oligohymenophorea; Hymenostomatida; Tetrahymenidae. Gene Ontology annotation, molecular function: structural constituent of cytoskeleton; actin filament binding. Gene Ontology annotation, cellular component: Arp2/3 protein complex; actin cytoskeleton. The record is from RefSeq and is a predicted model, not a curated record.
AUGCAAUACAUGAAAUUAGAACCCUUUAACCCUGUGGUUAAGAAAGAAGUCAGCAACACCAUUAUAAAUUCACUUGGUGGUGUAUUUACUUGCCCUGACUAUGAUGAUACUAGAUACUGUAUUCAAUAUAAUGAAGAAAAUAAUACAUUAUACUUUAGCUUCAAGAUUCCCAACUUCAAUGAUAUUUAUAAGAUCUCUGGAGAUUACUUGAUGAAGAAAUUCUAUAAAGAAUACACACUUGAAAAAGUUCCAGCUGCAGGUUUUGACAUGACAAUUUCAAGAUCAUUAGACAUAAUAAAAGAAAUACCAAAGAUUAAAAAUCCUACUCCUGAAGAUGAAGAAAAUAAAAAAAAGAUUAAGGAAGAAAAUAAAAAGAAUAUUGAAAAUAUAAGCAACGAACUUGCCAAAUUCCGUGUUAAUUUCUUAUCAUGCCCCUUCCAACAUGCUUUUGACUAAGUUAGAGAAGGAAAGCAACCUAAAUUUACAUAUUCAACAAGAUAAGGAGAUAGAGUAUGGUGCUUGGGUGAUGCUGAAUAAAUCACAUUAUUUUUUGGUUUGAGCUUUUAAGAUAUAGUCGAUAGAAAUAUCGCUAAGCUUAUGCUUGAUGAAUUUGUUGAUAUCAAAAAACAUAUAAAAAAUCCUCCUAGUAUUACCAGAACAAUGGAAGAUUAAAAAUUCGUAUAUCCUUAAAAUCUUAUCGAUGCAUUCCCUGAAUUAAAAAAUAUCAAGGAAGUUUUCUUAAAUGGUCUUAUGCAAUUCACCUUCUUCAAGAAGCAACAUCUCAAUGGUGACACAGACGAAGUUUGCAACUUUUUGGGAACUUUCAGAUAAUAUCUCCACUAUCAUAUUUCAGCUUCUAAGAGCUAUUUGCACAUUAGAUUACUUAAAAACAUAAACACAAACUUAACAAAUCUUUAACGUACCAAAUUCGAAUAAGAAGAAGAAAGAAAUUAUCGUUCUCAAAGAGAUGAAUUGCUUUCUAAUAAAACUUAAGAAGAUACUAAAAAAAAUAUUCUCAUCAAAUAAUGA